AUGCUUGAAAGUAUUCGGACUAAAUCUGCUCGUAUUCGUACUCGCACUCGUCCCUUGCGAAGUUUACUAUUUGAUCGUGCAGGAAUUACUCAACAUAAUUCAAUGCCGAGGACCCACUACUGGACACUCCUUGGAAUCUCUUCACCACGCCGUCGUCGCCGAGUCUUGGAGCCCAGAGGAGGAGGAGGAGGAGGAGGAGGAGGUAGGAGGAGGAGGAGGAGGAGGAGGAGGAGGAUAGAAGAUCUUGACAGCUCUGACGAUGAGAUCGAUGAUGAGGACGUAGAUGAGGAGGAGGAGGAGGUACAAGACCUUGACAGCUCUGACGAUGAGGACGUAGAGGAGGAGGAGGAGGAGGAGGAGGAAGAGAAAGAAAAAUUCGACAGCUAUGAUGAUGAGGAGGAGGAGGAGGUGGAAGAACUUGAUAACUCUGAUGAUGAUGAUAAUAACGAAGAGAAAGAGGAGGAGGAGGAGGAGGAGGAAGAACUGGACAGCUCGGACGAAGAUGAAAAAAUUUCUGGAACGGAAGAUCUCGAAACCACUGAGGAGGAGGUGGAGGAGGAGGAGGAGGAGAAUGAACUGGAACGCCAGCUGAACGAUGCGAAGAAAGACAUCGUGAGGCUUCAGAACCAAAUUUUGGAAAAGGAUCUUCUGAUCGAAAAGAAAGCAGCUGAGGAAACCGAAAUGAAGAGAAAAAUCGAAGCUCUGACCACCGAAAAUGAACAAAUACUCUAUGGAAUACGAAAGCACCAAGAAAAUUGUGAAGAGGCUUUAGGCGUAGUCGACAUCAUAGAAAACAUGAAUGACGAAUUGAUGGCUCAAAUAACGUCUCUGGAGAAUGAACUGAAACAGAAAGAUCACUUGUUGAUGAAGAGAGACGUUGAAGAAAGAGAACUUCGAAGUGUUUUCGAGCAAACGAUCGUUGAGAAAGACAGGGAACUGGACAGCACUUUGGAGAAGGCCAAUGAAGAGCGCCUCAGACUCACAAUAUUAGAAAAUCAGAUUUUGGACAUGAAAGAGGCCUAUUUAGAUCUCCAGCAACAACUAGAGCUCACUGAGGUUAAAAAGUCGAGGUUUGAGGAGCUGGCUACUUGCUACAAAGGUCAACUUGAAACGGCCCACAGAAAUGUAGCUCAGCUUGAAGACGAAAAUUAUGAGCUCGAGAAGAACCUCGAAAAUGAGACCCAGACAAACCUCAGCCUUCAGAAUGAGGUCCUGAUACUAAAUGACCGAGUUCAGUCGCUACAAUCAGCGUUGCGCCAUAAAGAAUCUCAACUGGUUUCAGCAACAGAAACUCUAAGCACUGAAAGAGCGAAAAAUGAGAUCACUGGUGCAGAACUUGAAGUCAUGAGGAAAUGGGUAUCACAAUUAGGAGGUGAGAAUGCCAAGAUUACAGAAGAAUUAGGAGAGGCAAUCUUGGCAAUUACUUCCCUGAAGAAAGAGUUAGGAGAAGAACUGGAGGAGGCCCAAAUCCUGAGGAAUGAAGUCCAGGCUAUGAGGAACUGGGUAACUGAAUUAGGAGGACAAAAUGCAAUGAUUAAAGAAGAUUUAGAAGAUAAGUGCCUGGGCAUUACUUUACUCUCGAAAGAAUUUGGAGACGAACAGAAGCAGACCCAAAUUCUGAGGGAUGAAGUCCAGGUAAUGAGGAACUGGGUCUCCGAAUUAGGAGGAGAAAACGCCACGGUCAAGGAAGCCUUAGAUGAAGCGCUCCUGGAAGUGACCGCACUCAAGAACUCUUUAGCAAACGAGGAAAAGAAUGCUCUCCAUCACAGGAGCGAAAUGGAGACCCUAUUGAAAGAAGAAAGGAAAAGAGGCAAUGAGAUGGAGACAUCCCUGAGAAUUGUAAAAGUUGAGCUCCACAGGAAGCAACAGCAGAUAGAGAAUUUUGUAAGUGCAGAACAAAAAUUGAUCUGUGAGAAACAAGAACUGGAAGACAAACUAGAAGUUGCCCUCAAUCAUGGAAAGGAGCUCGAAAGAGAGAGCAGUGAAAUGAAACUGCAUUACCAGGAGAAGCUCAGGGAUAAGGACACUGAAAAGGACAAGCUAAAAGAACGGGAGGAACAGCUGCAAAAAGAACUUGGAAAGUGCCAUGUACCAACAACAGAACUUGGAGUCUUCUUUAAAGCUUGCAGAAAGAGAUAUCUGCUCUUUGAAGAAGGCAGAAAACACAAACCUCCAAGAACUGGAACACCUUAG
Macrobrachium nipponense is the source of this 2193-nucleotide messenger RNA. Its product is annotated as CAP-Gly domain-containing linker protein 1-like. NCBI's taxonomy places the organism in Eukaryota, Metazoa, Arthropoda, Malacostraca, Decapoda, Palaemonidae. Bases 1 to 2193 code for a protein of 730 amino acids. The transcript has 2 exons. The record is from RefSeq and is a predicted model, not a curated record.